GGCAGAUUACCCAGCAUCAUGACGCUCAUCGUCGACAUCCACACCCAUGUCUACCCGCAGUCCUACAUGGACAUGCUUCGUGCCCGCAAGACAGUCCCCUACGUCCACGAUCCCCAGUCCAACGAUCCUCCCCGCCUUAUCAUCCUCUCCUCCGACGACGACUCGUCAAUCCCGCUCGACAAGCGCGGUCGUCCCGUCGAUGCGUCCUAUUGGGACAUCGACGUGAAGUUGGCCUUCAUGCGUCGACAUGGCAUUAACUCCAGCGUCAUCUCUCUCGCCAACCCGUGGCUGGAUUUCCUGACCCCCGCAGAGGCUCAGAUAUGGGCAGAACGUAUCAACGAUGACCUAGAAGCGACAUGCGCACGAGUAAAUCGCGCCACAGACCCAGAUGGCACGCGUGCUCUGCACGAAAAGGAGACGCUCUUUGCCUUCGGAACACUCCCCUUGAGCGCCCCGAGCCCUUCGAUCGUCGUUAACGAGAUUAAGAGACUCAAGUCCCUCCCGCAUCUGCGGGGAGUCAUCAUGGGCACGUCAGGUCUGGGUAAAGGGCUAGACGAUGAACGCCUGGAUCCGGUGUGGGAAGCAUUACAGGAAACACAGUCCCUUCUUUUCCUCCACCCCCACUAUGGUCUACCGGAUGAGGCAUUCGGCGGUGCAGAAGCGACAAGUCGCUACGGUCAUGUCCUCCCGCUGGCAUUAGGGUUUCCCCUUGAAACUACCAUCGCCGUCACGCGCAUGCUGCUGGCUGGCGUAUUUGACCGGUUUCCUAGGUUAAUGAUCCUUCUGGCGCAUUCGGGGGGAACACUUCCCUUUCUCGCGGGAAGGAUAGAAAGCUGCAUCCUUCACGAACGGAACUUCAUUGCCAACGGAGGCGAUGUACAGGGCCCAAAACGGAGUGUAUGGGAGGUCCUGCAGACGAAUAUCUACCUCGAUGCCGUUGUAUACGGCACUGCGGGACUGAAGGCUGCCGUGGCUGCAGCAGGGAGCACGGAUCGUCUGUUAUUCGGGACUGAUCAUCCUUUCUUCCCUCCGUUGGACGGUAAGGAAGACGAAGAUUGGCCUAGCGUGACGACCAAUUACAAGGCAAUCAAUGCCUCAUUCGGUGACGACGCAGAGUCCGUAGCGGCUGUCCUGGGAGGGAAUGCGGCUCGCAUUCUAGAUCUGAAAUGAUAUCCUGUGUCUACGUUCUUCUUUAUACCCAGGAAGAUUGCCUUGAGAUUUGAGAGAUAAAAGGAUUCCUUUCAUAAAGCUCAAAUAUGUUUUAUUUUCAUAAAUUUUGUAUAUAGAGACUAUCUGUAAAGAUAUACUUCCUAUAUCUAGUUGCAUUAGACAUGUUAUUGGCAACAAAGCAGCUAAAACGAAAAAGCAAAAAGAAUCGGUUCAAUAUUAUCAGUCCUUCAUGCCUUCAGCAAAUGGAAAGUAUUUCGCUUGCUUUCAAAUACCGCUAAUUAUAAGCCUAGCCUUUGAAAUGGUCGUUCUUCACCAGGAUAUCCCAUCCUAAUAGUCUCCAAACCUCCUGUGUAAACCAGUCUGGCACAGACUGCUCAGGAACCUGCACACACUUUCUUAAUCUGUCGAGUUCCGAUGAUUCUGGACGUGCCGGGUACUUCAAGGAUUGCUGAAACAGUGGGUCAUUGGCACCAAAGACCGCUUGGAGAAGAGUACUUUGCAGCUUCUCUUUGAUUCCGAGGAUGAAUUCACCAUUGAGAGCUUGCUUCUGAGAUGGCGAUGAGGGCAACGAUGGCACAGUAUCUAAGAAAGCGAGGACCCUUUCUAAAAGCCAGACUAGAUGCUUCGCCUCGAGCUGUGCUGAAUGAAGGGAUACUUCACUCAUGUCUGCCUCAAUUAGACCUUCCGGAAGGGGAAGCUUGGCGGUGUUGACUUUCAGGUCAGGGUGUAAGCGUAGGUCUCGGAAGACAAACAGACAUAAUAGUUUUCCCACGCGACUGAGUAAUAUAAACAGAAAGCCUUCUAAAAGGUCUCUGUGCUCUGCAGACGAAGGAUCUAGUGAAAGAGCCAUUGUGCUAAGCAAGCGAGUGAUGUGCAUCGAGACAUCAUCCCCCGUCGUCGAUAGAUGAGCUUCAACAGGACGACUCAUCUUUGAAUGCUUCGACUUAGCCGAUUGCUUUGUCCUUUGAUAUUUCGUGCCUGCCUUUGAAGUGGC
Molecule: messenger RNA, 2164 nt
Organism: Monascus purpureus
Lineage: Eukaryota; Fungi; Ascomycota; Eurotiomycetes; Eurotiales; Aspergillaceae
Source: the annotation of a GenBank genome assembly